Saccostrea cuccullata (small rock oyster) is the source of this 7945-nucleotide messenger RNA. Its product is annotated as epidermal growth factor receptor-like. Bases 122 to 4603 code for a protein of 1493 amino acids. Gene Ontology annotation, cellular component: plasma membrane; basal plasma membrane; signaling receptor complex. Gene Ontology annotation, biological process: cell surface receptor protein tyrosine kinase signaling pathway; protein phosphorylation; neurogenesis. Gene Ontology annotation, molecular function: transmembrane receptor protein tyrosine kinase activity; ATP binding. NCBI's taxonomy places the organism in Eukaryota, Metazoa, Mollusca, Bivalvia, Ostreida, Ostreidae. The transcript has 25 exons. The record is from RefSeq and is a predicted model, not a curated record.
AUUUCCGGUUCAGGUUCAGCUAAUCGUAUCAUCGCAAAACUUUAUACUUUUACAAACACGCUGCCGAAGGAGUGCGAAGAAGGCUAAAAAUGAUAGUUUACUGUUCAUUCUAAGACGAAAGAUGGCUCAUAAGAAUUUUCUUAUAUUCAGUCUGGUAUUACUGGUACAUGGAUUAAAACUGACAAACUGCGAAUUCGCUGGAAGUGCUAAAUAUAAGGAACCAGAGGUAUGUCGGGGAUCUUCCGAAGGCUUAAGUGCUAGUGGAGCCAGUGAUGAAAUGCGAUAUAGAAAACUCAAACAGCGAUAUGGAAACUGUACCUAUGUGGAUGGAAAUUUAGAAAUCAAAUUUUUAGAACAGCCUAAUAUUACCUAUGAUUUAAGUUUUUUAUCAAACAUUGAGGAAGUGAGUGGGUAUGUUUUAAUUACCUCUGUGACAGCAAAGUAUUUACCACUCACUAAGUUAAAAAUUAUACGCGGGAAUGAGUUGUUCCACUAUAAGAACAACAGCUACAGUUUAUUUGUGGCCUUGAAUCAUGAUGCAGGUGGAAAACUUGGACUACAGGAACUGUGGUUUACCAAUUUAUCAGAAAUAACAAGAGGUGAUAUUUAUUUUCACAAUAAUGAUCAUCUGUGUUUCCAUGACACCAUUUUAUGGAAGGAUAUUAAGUUUGACCCUAAAUACAGAGUUAAUCAUAAGACAACAAAUACGAAUUCUACAGACAGCAAACAUUGUCCUCCUUGUGCCCCAGAAUGUUUUGAGGAGAAGACAAACAGCCGCCAUUGUUGGGGGAGUGGACCAGACAAGUGUCAGAAGUUGAUCAGAGAGCUUUGUCAUCCAAGUUGUGAUACUGGCUGUUUUGGAGAACAAAUAAACCAGUGCUGUCAUAGCCAGUGCGCUGGAGGAUGUUAUGGUCCAAGGAGUACAGACUGUGUGGCUUGCAAAAACUUCUACAAUGAAGGAAUGUGUGUCAAUGAGUGUCCAAAACCCAAGCAAUAUAAUAGAUUUACCAUGCUGCUAGAAGACAAUCCCGAUGGAAAAUAUGCAUACAAAUCGUUGUGUGUUAAAGAGUGCCCAGAUUAUAUGUUGAAAGAUGAAAUAAAUGCCCUGUGUGUGAGGAAGUGUCCAGCAGAAUUCUACCCAGAAAACAACACAUGUGUACAAUGUCAAGGAAUUUGUCCAAAAAGAUGUGAUGGCCUGAAAGCUGAUGAGUUUCUGUCCAGUCAGAACAUUGACAGAUUUCAAAAUUGCACUGUUAUAGAUGGAAAUCUCAAGAUUGUUCAGACAACAUUUGAUGGGGAUAACUACCAGAAUCUAAAAGGUCUGAAAAGAGAGCAGUUAGAUGUUCUGAAGACUGUGAAGGAGAUAACUGGCUACCUGAUGGUCCAGGGAGGAAACAGCCAAGAAAUGCCAGAUCUCUUCUUUCUCUCUAAUCUCCAAAUAAUUCAUGGUCGUGAACUAGACAUAGCAGGGAAUGCAUUUAGUGCGAUUAUGACAAAACUUAAGUCACUGGAGUUGAUUUCGCUGCAAAGUAUAAAAAAUGGAAAAAUAAGCCUGUAUCGGAAUGAGGAUCUGUGUUUUAUAGAGGGCACUGAUUUUACCCAACUCUUCACUGUGCAAAAAAAUCCAGGUCAAGAAUUCAAUAUCAAAGAAUAUGUACUGACCAGGGAAAAUCGAGACCCUAAAGAUUGCAAACAAGAUAAUCAGGUGUGUCACCAAAGCUGCUCUGAUGAAGGCUGCUGGGGGAAGGGUGCCAACAAGUGCCUGCGGUGUCGCUCCUACAAGAUUGACAACAGUAGUAACAUCUGUAUCGAUCACUGUAAACAGGUCCCCAUGAUGUACGACGCUGGCAACCGCCUGUGUGCCUUCUGUAAUGUGGAGUGUGAGGAUGGCUGUGCCGGAGCUGGACCAGGAAAUUGCACAAAGUGCAAACAUGUCACCAUGAAGCAUCAUGAUAAUACAAGCACCUGUUUGGCACAAUGCCCUGAGAUGUUUUACCCAGAUGCGAAGAAUACCUGUCAUCCAUGUCAUGUUAACUGUGCAGAAGGCUGCACCGGGCCGUCAGACAUGGUAGGAAAUGGAGGCUGUAACACGUGUGCUCUGGCUAUUCAGUUAGAAGAAUUCUCAUUCCGCUGUAUAGCUGACAGUGAAAGUCAGCGGUGUCCACACGAUUACUACCUGUACAAAGUCAGCAAGCAGAUCUCACCCUCUCUUGCUGGCAGCACUGCUUGUUUUAUGUGUGAUGAGAUGUGUGAUGGUUGUCACCAGGGUAGUAACUUUGACUGUAUUAAGUGCAAAUAUGUCAAGCAAGAUGGUGCCUGCCGAAAAUCAUGCAUUAACAUGUUCUAUCCAAACGAAGACCAGGAGUGCGAGCAAUGCCAUGAGGAAUGCCGAGGGGGCUGCUAUGGUCCCUCACAAACUGAAUGCCAAGCCUGCAACAACUUCAAGGUUUACUUGGAUAAGGAGUCCUGGAAGGGGAAGAAAGAGAACUGCACUGACCCGGACCAUAUCUGUCGCCAGUUUAAUUGUACAAAGUCAUGUCCUGCAGACUUACCGUAUGUAGAAAAGGAUGACAUGGCUGAAGAGGAAACCACCACUCUGUGUGUUGAUAACACACAUCCAGUGGUUGCAAAGAGAAAUGCAGAUGGCCUAGCCAAGAAACAUGCAGAAGAUGCAGAAAGGACAAAGAUCAUUGUGGCCUCUACAGUGGGUGGUAUUAUUGUUCUGGCGGGGGCUCUGGUUCUUUUUGGAUAUUGUUGGUGCCAGAGAGCUAAAUCACAAGAGAAGACUGCCAUACUUACAGCCAAGAUGACUGGAUAUGAUGAUGAGCAGCCUCUCACCCCAACCAAUGCCAAACCAGACAUGUCCAGUAUCCGGCUUAUAAAACAAUCAGAGUUACGCAGGGGUGGAAUAAUAGGAUCAGGGGCUUUUGGUACUGUGUAUAAGGGCUUUUGGAUUCCCCAAGAUGAGAACGUGAAGAUUCCUGUAGCCAUUAAAGUCCUGUCAGACAGCACGUCACCGAGCCAGAAUAAGGAACUGUUGGAGGAGGCCCGAGUGAUGGCAUCCGUGGAACAUCCGUGUUGUAUCCGGAUUCUGGCUGUAUGCAUGACUGCUCAGAUGAUGCUCAUUACACAGUUAAUGCCACUAGGCUGUCUCCUAGACUAUGUCAGGAAACACAAAGACAAUAUUGGCUCUAAGGUCCUUCUCAACUGGUGUACACAAAUUGCAAAGGGUAUGUCUUAUCUGGAGGAGAGGGGCAUUGUCCACAGAGACCUGGCGGCUAGGAAUGUUUUAGUGCAGAGUCCCGGCCAGAUCAAGAUUACAGACUUUGGACUGGCCAAACUACUGGACAUCAAUGAAGACGAGUAUCACGCAGCGGGAGGAAAGAUGCCCAUCAAAUGGUUAGCCUUGGAGUGUAUUCAGCAGAGGAUAUUUACACAUAAAAGUGAUGUGUGGAGUUUUGGAGUGACUGUCUGGGAACUUUUUACCUACGGACAGCGGCCGUACGAAAAUGUGAGAGCCAGGGAUGUCCCCGAUUUACUGGAGAAAGGGGAGCGACUCCCACAACCGUCAAUAUGUACCAUAGAUGUCUAUAUGAUCAUGAUUAAAUGUUGGAUGUUAGAUGCUGAUAGCCGUCCUUCAUUCUUUGAGUUAACAGAAGAGUUUGCAAAAAUGGCAAGAGACCCUGGUCGUUACUUAGUUAUUUCAGGAGAUGUUUUGAAGAAAAUCCCAGAGGACUCAAAUACGCCCUCACAGAUCGAGCUAAUCACGCCCGAUACGUCCAACAAUCCGAGAGAGGAGGGUGAUAAGUUAAUGCGGCUUCCAAGUCAUUCAUACGAUAAGAAUGACUUGGCUCGCAGCCUGAGUGUGGCCGUGGAUGGGCCAGAGGAGGUGAUAGAAGCAGACGACUACCUACAGCCCACCCCCAGGGCCUCAGUGGAGAUCCCCACCACACCUGUCUCAUCAAAGACUCCAUUACUGCCAUAUGAUGCAUCCAUACCACCACCACAAAGCCUGGCACUCAAAGAAAUCCGUGCACCAGCUCGCAGAGAAAAGCGUUAUGGUCACCUGGAAUCCGCAGCCAAAGCUCGAGACCAGCGGGCACAAGAUCCAUCAAGGAUUCGGGGUGACAGUGUCAAUUCACGCUAUAGCUCUGAUCCAGUCAAAGUGCUUCACACUGAUGAGAUAGAUACUGGACUUAAACGACCACUUAGGAAUGGUUCUGUAGGCAGACAAGGUAUCCCCAAUCACUUUGUGAAACACACCCCAGACCUCAAGUUGCAGUUACCACUGGAUGAAGACGAUUAUCUUCAGCCAAAGUCUUCCAAACCUAGGGCAUAUGCAGAUCUGAUAGAUGGACAAGAUUACUUAAAUGACAGUUCAGGGUCCGUUUUUCUGGAUGAUCAUUUGGAUCAUAAUGGCCAUGGCCAGCCGGGUCUCAACUUUCAAAACCCCGAAUAUUUUGAUGAACCUAAUUUAAAUGUGCCAAAAAAGCAAUUAGCAAAUAAAAGUUACUAUAACGACAUUUCUGCUGUGAAUGGUGAAAGUGCAGAACACGAACCUCUGGUGCUUAGCGAGGACUGGAAAUCAGAAACAACUGUCUAGUGCUUUAGUAGCAACACUUUGGGUUGCCAUAGAAGAGAGUCCAGCUUUAAACUGCCAUAUAUUUAUAAUAACCAGUGUACUGGUUGUGUUCUGUGAUGGGGAAAUAUCCCAAGUCUUCUACAAACUGACCCACCAUAAUGAGCAAUAAUAUGCAUUUAAGCAUGUAAUCAUUUUAUUGUGAUUAAGGGAUUAAGGCUUAGCUGGGGACAGAGACAUGUGGAAAGUGUUUCAGUACACCGAUCAAAUGCUCAAAUUCUGUCGCCCAGCGGAUAGUGCUGCUUCAUAGUGCACAGUGACAUAGACUGCAUAACACAGCAGAAUGUAGUGUGGAGAAUGGACAAAGAAAUCCAUUGAAGUGUCAGUCUACAAAACAGGGACAGGGAGAAUCGAUGGUCUGGACAGCCAUCAGUUGUUAUCUAUGCAGAACUAAGAAGAAGGCAGGACAUGUUAAUAUUGUUUUUUGUUGGACAUUCUGUUGUUUUGUUAUAUACAGCUUCCGUCUAGCUUUAAUAACAAAUUAUUGCACAGGAUCUUCAUAUAUAUAUAUUUAUAUGCUGUUAUCAUUCGUGACUGUUUAUGUAUACCAUGUUUGUCAUUUAUUGAAAAUUUAGGUUGUUCUUCCUCAACAUUUGUUGCACAAGUUGUUUUUCAAAGCUCUAUGUAUAAGAAUAUUGCUGAUGUUUUCCCUUCCAUACGAACAACUCUAAGCAUUUUUUUAAAAAAUUGAUACAAUAUGUAUUAUAGUACAGAAAUUAAUAUUGGUAACAUCAGGGACCUAUAUACUAACGGGAUAGGCAACUCCUUCAUCGCCAUGUUUAUUUACCCAAAACAUCACGCACAACACUACAAGUUUUUCAAACUCCGUUUAUUCCCAGUAAACAGGGUAUUUUCUGAUUAAUAUCAUUUAUUCCUUUUAUGUAUAGGAAUUGAUUUAUUGAUAAAUAUGUAAGCAUGAUAAUAAUAUAAUUAAAAUAUAAAGAAAACAAUAACCGAAAUCGGCGAUUUCUCGGAAAUUUGGCCGAUCGGGGCAUGUGCUAAUUUUGCACAAAACAAAAUUAUUACGAAGAUAAGGAGUAUCAUACGUUCUAAAAACAAAUCUUGAAUGAUUUUUUGACAGAUAAUUUAAGGAUUUUAUCUCAAAUAUGCGAUAGCUUUAGAGAUAUGAUUAAUUAAAGUUGACUUACGAAAUCCCGCGACUUGCGAGAUAUCGCGAGACUUGCGGUAGUUGCCUAUCCCGUUAGUAUAUAGGUCCCUGGUAACAUUGUUAACAUAGAUAUAAAUUCAAUUUUUUACUUCACUUGGAAAGUGAAUAUGGUGUAAAUUUUGAAUUGCACAGUGUGAUGCUUUUAAAAUUUUAACACAUGGUUCAAAGAACUGUAAAUAACUACUGAUUGCAAAUGAUAUUUGCUGUUAUGUAAAAUUUGUACAACUGAUUAAGAUUUCUUCUGCAUAUCCUACUUUUAAACAGUAAAUAUUAUACAUGCAUUGAUAGAUCCUAUAUACCAUCUUUAUACAUGGGAGUGACCAAGAUUACCAAACUGCUUAUAAGAUGCUGUGUCUUCAAACCAAAGCCCGUCAUAAACUUACCAACACUUUUGACUUUACCUGCAGUUUUUGCAGACAUACCAAAUACUCAGUACUUACAUGUACUUACAUCGUACCAGUAGAUUAGACAUAAUCAGAUGCUUCCUAUCAUUUAGUCAAUAGAAAAUAUUUUUUGUUCACACCUCAUAAAGAGUUCAUGUUCAUCUUCCAGUUGUAUUCAUGGCACCUAGCUCUAACAUUUGUUUGUGACUGGCAAGAGCUAUUCUGCAUACUUCGUGCCUGCGGUUUUAUCUAGUCACUUAUUUUUACGAGGCACCCUCUUAAUGUUCUCCUAGUGUUCAUAUAACUGUACUGCACUAUCUGAAAUUCUGGAAGGGUUUUCAUGUAUUUCAAUUUAAUUUUUUAAAGCCAAUUUUAAAAUUUUCACUUACAAGGUGGGUUUAAAUCAAGUUUUACCACAUUGUAAAUGAAUAUAAAUAUCAAGAUUAAAUUUAAUGCUUCAAAUUAAAUAUCCAAAUCAAUUAGAAUAAAAUACUUCAAUGAUUUAAUUAUAUUACUAGUGAAUAUAUACCCGGUAUAUGAAAGAUUUUUGUAGCUGUAAAGAUUGUGUCAUGUGACAUAGUGUACAUAAUAAUAUUUUGAUUAAUGACUGUGCACUGAACAGGGAAUUUUAAGUGCAAAAAGUUUUAUUUUAAUUAUCUCUGGUGAGAUUUUUUUUUUUCAAAGAUGAACUCAAAUGAAAUGUAUUUUCCAUGUAUGUUCUCUUUAGGUUGAUUUCUCUGUUAAUCAUAUUGAAUUGAAUUCGUGUACUUUGAUGGAAUUUGUGAUUGGGGGAUGGGGGUGGGGUUAAUAAUUUUAUUGAUACUUUUUAAUUGGUGCCUUAAAAAAUACAUGGAAUGAAACAAUUCACGAUACUGCUUUUAGAUUUGGAAACUUUUUAAUUUUCUCAUUUGUUUUAUUUACAAACAAGCAGGCUGCUGUCAUUUUCACAGUUUUAUAGUUUAUCACUGUUCCUUACAUUAUCAUUUACUUUGUUUUGUGUAAAAAUUGUUAUACACCAAAUCAGUGAAAUUCAUAUCAUUUUUACAACUUUUUGGGUUUUCUUUUAUGAAGUCUUAUGUUUUGCUUAAAUACGGGAUUUUAUUUUAUUUGUAUUCUUUUAUUUUCAUGUGAUAGAUUUUUUAAACAAUAUUAUAUGGUAAUUGAAAUUUGAUGUUUCCCACAUGGAUACCAUUCUUUCGUAUGUAAUUAAUACAACAUGAUUAAAUUAAGAAUUCUUCUUAUGAAAUGUUGAGGUAUUUUCAAGUUCAUAAAUUAAAAAAAUUACUUGCUAUGCGAAGUAUGAAAGCCAGUAAUGAUUACAUAGUAAUAUAGAUGGAACUUUAUGUCACUGAACACUUCUGUUUUCUUGAUUUUGUUAAGCUGAAAACACACUCUUCUCAUUAUAGUAUAAAUUACUAUCACUAGAUUUAUUUUAAGAUAUUGAGUUGAUCUACAUUGUUGCAAUAAGUUUAUAGAUACAGAGAAUCAUUCAUUUAAUUUGCAUAUCAUUUACAUUAUAAAGUAUUAUCUUCUUGUAAGGCCACCAAUAAUUGCUAUGCUGAUUAUGUUUUUUGAUGAUGAUAAUUUUGUUUUUUAUGUUCAUCAAACAUGUUUUAGUGAUAUAAGCAGGAAAAACUGCAUGUCUUUUUUUUUUAUCAUUGCAUUAGUAACUUAAAUUGCUUCAUGUAAUUUCAUGCAGGAUCAAUGUGAAUCUUGAGAGAAAUACAUGUAUUAUUAAAAGGAUAUACAAAUUUA